Carassius auratus (goldfish) is the source of this 2407-nucleotide messenger RNA. RefSeq names its product extensin-like. The record is from RefSeq and is a predicted model, not a curated record. The transcript has 2 exons. Bases 113 to 1534 code for a protein of 473 amino acids. Lineage: Eukaryota; Metazoa; Chordata; Actinopteri; Cypriniformes; Cyprinidae.
UUCAGUGUGUCAUCAAGUCUGAAAACACAUGAGAGGAUUCACACUGGUGAGAAACCUUAUAAAUGUUCACACUGUGACAAGAGAUUCAGUCGUUCAGGAAAUCUGAAAACACAUGAGAGGAUUCACCCUGGAUAGAAAGCACAUCACCGCAAUGUCCUCUAUGCCCCGCCUCUUUCAAAGGCAUAAUUUUCUACAAAGUCCCUCCUUCCAACAAGCCCAGUCUGCUCCAUCCAACAAGCCCAGUCUGCUCCUUCCAACAAGCCCAGUCUGCUCCUUCCAACAAGCCCAGUCUGCUCCAUCCAACAAGCCCAGUCUGCUCCUUCCAACAAGCCCAGUCUGCUCCUUCCAACAAGCCCAGUCUGCUCCUUCCAACAAGCCCAGUCUGCUCCAUCCACCAAGCCCAGUCUGCUCCAUCCAACAAGCCCAGUCUGCUCCUUCCAACAAGCCCAGUCUGCUCCUUCCACCAAGCCCAGUCUGCUCCUUCCAACAAGCCCAGUCUGCUCCAUCCAACAAGCCCAGUCUGCUCCAUCCACCAAGCCCAGUCUGCUCCAUCCAACAAGCCCAGUCUGCUCCUUCCAACAAGCCCAGUCUGCUCCAUCCAACAAGCCCAGUCUGCUCCUUCCAACAAGCCCAGUCUGCUCCAUCCACCAAGCCCAGUCUGCUCCAUCCAACAAGCCCAGUCUGCUCCUUCCACCAAGCCCAGUCUGCUCCUUCCAACAAGCCCAGUCUGCUCCAUCCAACAAGCCCAGUCUGCUCCAUCCACCAAGCCCAGUCUGCUCCAUCCAACAAGCCCAGUCUGCUCCUUCCAACAAGCCCAGUCUGCUCCUUCCACCAAGCCCAGUCUGCUCCUUCCAACAAGCCCAGUCUGCUCCAUCCACCAAGCCCAGUCUGCUCCAUCCACCAAGCCCAGUCUGCUCCUUCCAACAAGCCCAGUCUGCUCCUUCCAACAAGCCCAGUCUGCUCCUUCCACCAAGCCCAGUCUGCUCCAUCCAACAAGCCCAGUCUGCUCCUUCCAACAAGCCCAGUCUGCUCCUUCCACCAAGCCCAGUCUGCUCCUUCCAACAAGCCCAGUCUGCUCCUUCCAACAAGCCCAGUCUGCUCCUUCCAACAAGCCCAGUCUGCUCCAUCCAACAAGCCCAGUCUGCUCCUUCCAACAAGCCCAGUCUGCUCCUUCCAACAAGCCCAGUCUGCUCCAUCCAACAAGCCCAGUCUGCUCCAUCCACCAAGCCCAGUCUGCUCCAUCCACCAAGCCCAGUCUGCUCCUUCCACCAAGCCCAGUCUGCUCCUUCCAACAAGCCCAGUCUGCUCCUUCCACCAAGCCCAGUCUGCUCCUUCCAACAAGCCCAGUCUGCUCCAUCCACCAAGCCCAGUCUGCUCCUUCCAACAAGCCCAGUCUGCUCCUUCCACCAAGCCCAGUCUGCUCCUUCCAACAAGCCCAGUCUGCUCUGCAACUGAGCCAGUGCAUUGUGAUUGGCCGAACACCGCAAGCACACCAGCCCUUUCCAAAAUCUCAAGCUUCCUCUUUCAAAAUUAAUGUAAAGACAGUUAAUAAGGUCUUUAGUUUUAUGAUCAGUUCAAGCCCGAAAGAGGACCAGAGAGGCGUGACAGACACCGUGUUGAAGCUCAUAUGUGUUUGCAGUACACAAGCCAUGGAAGGAUAAGACAGCUGACUCCACUGUUUGACUCUAUCUCUCUCUCUCUCACACACACAGUGCGACACAGUUGAACAGUCAAUAGCAAAUACUUAAACUAAUGAAAAAACAUACUUACAGUAGCUGAUUCAAAAGCACCAGAUUGUUGUAGGUAGGGGUAUCGCGAUAUAUUGGUAUGGGCAAUAACCGUGAUAUUCAAAGGAACAAUUAUUGAUAUGUGUUAAUUUAGUGUGUGACGAUAUACUGGUAAUAGCGAUAAUCACAAUAUUUAAAAAGAACAGUUCUCUGAUGAUAACACCACACCACAUGUAAAUACUCCAGCUUCACUACCUGUUUGAGCUCCCAGGUGGCAGUAUUGUGCCUUAACGCUGACGACGCAGGGCUUGCAGCCACUCUGAGGAGAGUGGUGUUCAUCAGAGUAAGUUGCCAUUAUUUUACUAGUCAUAGACCAGGAAACGUUAUAUUAACCUGUUAACAGCAGGUUCAUAUAUUAAAGUAAAGGGUGAUUAUUUUAAAAUGUACUGCAUUUUCUUUCCACGUCUUAUUUUUGUAUUUACAAUCAAUACGGCCUGUGUGUAGUCACACUUGAAUUCUUUGUUUAAAUGUAUUAACAGUUACACGAUUAAAACUAAUCUAGAAAAACUGAGAGACCACAUUGCUACAUAAUAAUAUUCAUAAUAGUUGACGCCUACUUGCAUUUGCCCUUUACAAACAAAAAGUGUCUUAGAAAAUGUAAAUCAAUCUAUUGUUCAUUG